AUGGUCCCGCAAUCUUACAAGAACGUGUUGGCGGGGAUUUCACAGAACAACUCGACCAAGGCUAAUCAAUGGACUUUUGUUGGGGAACAAGAUCUGGUGGCUGGUUCUUUUGGAGGCGAACCUGAACUCAAAAUCUCAGAGAAGUUCAAAGAACGGCUUUGUGAUCCUUGGAAGAGAACCCUGGUGGUUCGGAUUCUUGGCAGGUCAGUCUCUUAUGCUUAUCUCUGCUCAUAG
Linum trigynum is the source of this 234-nucleotide messenger RNA. The record is from the annotation of a GenBank genome assembly. NCBI's taxonomy places the organism in Eukaryota, Viridiplantae, Streptophyta, Magnoliopsida, Malpighiales, Linaceae.